Molecule: messenger RNA, 378 nt
Organism: Lactuca saligna
Lineage: Eukaryota; Viridiplantae; Streptophyta; Magnoliopsida; Asterales; Asteraceae
Source: the annotation of a GenBank genome assembly
AUGUUGUUAUUGGUUCAAGGAGUUGGGCAGCAAUGUAGCAUUCCAGAUGACAAUAUUAUGGAGUCGAUCCGACAAGUGGUGACAAAGGACAUACCUGAGCCUGCCUUUGUGAGGCAUCAGAGACCUAGGCUUACCGAGCCUGAUCAGUCGGAGCCGACUCUAGAUGACGUGAUGCGGCAUCAGGAUUUUGCACACGAAGAGCAUUGCUGGAUUAAUGAUUCGAUGGAUGGGGUGAAACAACGUCUGGGGAAUGGACCAUCCACCUUUUCUUCUGGCGGUUCCUACUGUUCCACCCCCUCCUUAACCAAGGGUACUGGUCACGAAGGUGUUGGUAAUUCAGGCACACAUCCCGGGGAUAUUGACGAUGACAACAAGUAG